AUGUCUCGACUGACUGUGUGGGCUUCGCGGAACCUGCCGCUGCUGUACGCGCUGCUCAUCCUCUACCUCGCCAUCGUCGUCUACUUGCCCGGGCGCGUCCGCUACAAGCAUAAUGUUAUGCCGUAUUGGUAUCGCAUCCACGGGAUCAUCUCCCUCGUGCUGCUCGUGCUCCUCACCCCCGACUUUCUCAUCUCGAUGGUAGCCAGAGGAUGGUCACGUACAGUCUGCGAUCGAGCCUCAUAUUAUAGCGCCCCUCUCAGCGGCUGGGCCGUCAAUCUCUUCUUCGUCUCCAAGUUGCUCGACUUUGGAGAAACGGUGCUGAUCGUGUUCGACGACCGUCGCCCUUUGCCCAUCCACAUCUUCCACCACUUUUGCACCUUUCACUUCUUCUGGACGAGCAUCGCCGGCGAGGUGGCGCUGCUGAGACCGUUGAUCCUGUCAAAUCUGGGCGCGCACGUCCUGCUCUUCGCCUAUCUGACCCCGCUGAAAUUUUGCGGCAUUCAUCCUUGUUAUUUGUCGGUGGCGUUUAGUCAAUUGGUGCAAUUCGUCGUCGGCUUCCUGGCGUGCACCCAAGCCUAUUGGGUCAUCUACAGCGGUGCCGAGUGUCACGUCAGUCGCUCGUGGCUUGCCGUCACCACUGCCGGCAUCAUCGCCUUUCUCUUCCUGUUUGCCGACUUCUACCAUCAGAAAUAUCUCAAAUUCCGCCAAGAACGCGCCGGCCUGCAAGAGCAAAAAGAACGCGAAAAGGUGGAGCUGCGCGAGGUGCAGGAGCUGCGCAGCUUCGAACGAGUUAACGUUUCCCGCUCGCGAUCGCCACUCACGCUCUCCUCCUGCGGCUCACUCACCCUCUACCGCUCCGCAUCGCGCCACGAUUCA
Molecule: messenger RNA, 876 nt
Organism: Mesorhabditis spiculigera
Lineage: Eukaryota; Metazoa; Nematoda; Chromadorea; Rhabditida; Rhabditidae
Source: the annotation of a GenBank genome assembly